AUGUUUAGGAAAGUUCCCCAAUCGUUACCAUCAUUAGGUAAUGUUGAUGAUAUCUCCCAACUAGAAACAAUAGACAAUGAAAUAUUAUUGGAUUGUAUAAAGCAACGUUUUGAACAGAACAGUUUUUAUCAACAUGAAAUAUAUACAAAUAUUCGAGAUCGUAGUUCUCAACCAGCACACAUUUUCUGGGCAGCAGAUUUCGCUUAUCGUGCACUUAAAGAUGGUAAUGGACAAUGUUUGGUGGUUACCGGUGAUAGCGGAGCAGGGAAGACAGAAAGCACCAAGCUGAUAUUAAAACAUUUAAUUCAUUUGAACAAAUCUCCGUCGAAGGAACAUGAUCUCAUUGCUAAGUUAGAAAAGAUAAAUCAAGUGCUUGAAUUUUUUGGAAAUGCUGAAACGUCACUCAACGAAAAUUCAAGUCGUUUCGGGAAACUAGUGGAGAUAUCGUAUACUGAUAAUAAUACUAUUGAAUUUGCUAAAAUAGAAGGGUAUAUUCUUGAGAAAUUUAGAGUAACGGAACCAAAUGAAAAUGAAAAGAAUUUUCACGCUUUCUAUGCUCUGUUUGCUGGAAUGUCAGAUUGUGAACUCCGAGAAUUGGAAUUGGAAGAGCUUAGCGAAUAUAGAAUACUUACAACUUUUAACAAAGUGGAAGAGGAAAGAUCUUAUGAGAGGAAAUAUAAUGAAAUGAUCAAUAUUCUCGAUGAAGUUGGUCUAAACAAAGAGACAAGAGACCAGAUUCAUUCAAUACUAGCCGCUAUUCUACACCUAACUAAUAUAGAAUUUGACGAGGACCCAAGUGGUGCAAUUGGAUUCUUAGAUGUUAAAGCUUUGGAAAGUAUCGAUAGAUUUGGUCGUAUGCUGAAUUUAGAAGAAGAAGACUUUGAUAAUAUCAGGCGAUUGCUCCUGUCAACAGAAAUAAGAGAUGAGAAAAGAUUAAAGACUCUAUCUGAUGCUGAAGAUGGUCGAGAUGCUCUAGCACGAGAAUUGUAUUCUUGUUUAUUCUAUGGAAUUAUUGACGUGAUCAAUUCAAUAUUAGCUAAUAAUCACCUGGAUAAAAGUUCGAAUAAGAAGAAGUCUAUACGAAUUCUUGACAUCUCUGGAUUUGAGAACCUUGAAAAGAAUAACAGCUUUGAACAGUUGUUGAUCAAUACAGUAAAUGAAAAUCUUCAGCAGUAUUUCUUACGACAAGCUUUCAAAGAAGAAGAGAGAGAGUUUCUGUCAGAAGGUGUACGGUUUGAUAGCGUCCAAUAUAGAGAUAAUACUGAUGUCAUAAGUUUAUUAUGUAGACCACCAGUUGGUAUAAUACACAUAUUAAAUGAUUCGGUAUCAGUUAAUCCGUCAGUACGACAUUUUAUACAACACGUACAACAGAUUCAUCACCAAAAUCCCAAUUUUAGCAUUAUCAAAGGGAAUCAAAGAAGUCAACAUACGAUGUUUUCUAUCAAUCAUUAUGCCUCCGAGGUUAUCUACGAUGCUAGUAAUUUUCUGAAGAAGAAUAGAGACACUGUCUCGGCUCAACUUAGUGAAAUAGUACAACGAAGUGAUAAUAUGUUUAUCAGGAAUUAUUUUCAACUGGGUAGUUUUGCUACUACCUCUAGAAACAGAGGAGGAAGGUCAUCAUUUCGAGGACGAGAAAGUAUUUGCUCGGAAUCAUCUAAUUCAAGUCGUACUGGUAAAUUGGUUGGACGUGUUUCAGAUUCAUUUCAGAAAUCACUCAAGAGAAUGAUGGAUAAAGUUCAGACUCUCCCGCCCUUGUUUAUCAGAUGCAUCAAACCCAAUCCUAAACUACAACCUUCGAAAUUUGAUGGUGAGCUUGUGCGUCAACAGUUAGAGAGAAGUGGUAUUAUGGAUGCUGCGAAAGUGAGAUGUAGUGGUUAUCCGGUUAGAAUGUUCUUCAAGGAUUUUGUCAAACGAUACUCAAUACUCCAAAAUACAGAAACUCCAAGAUCAACUCCGAAAUCAGAUUGCGAGAAUAUACUUAACUCACUUAAAAUAUUUGACUACGGAAUUGGUAAAACUAAAGUUUUCCUGAAAAUGAAGCACAGAGACAAACUGGAAGACCAAGUGGUUGAAAAGGAGAAAUUAAAAGAAAAAGAGAAACGCGACACUGAAGCAAGACGACGAGAAGAGGCAAAGGAAUUAGCAAUAAGACAAGCAUCCUCCAUGAACCAAGAUUCUGAAUCCACGCGGGAUGCCUUUACGGCCCCGCAAGAUGGUUCAGAUAGUGGAUUGUCGUCUAACUCAGAUCUAUAUAACCCCUAUAUGAAUCAAGAAACAUUAAACGAUUCAAUGGGUAAAGGGUUUAUGCCUUCACUGAAAGAAGGAUUAGAAGAUAAUAAGUCUGUUAUUGAUGAAUACGACGAUAAUGAGAAUAUCACUGAUCAAUUGAAUACAGAAACAGAAAAAGACACAGAUAAGAAUGCGUCAAAAUCGACGAAAUCAGAAAAAGAUUCAUCGAAAACAGAAGCUUGGGAAACAAUGUGCAUUACAGAAAGAGACUGUGAAAAUUCUAAUGAAUUCGAAGAUUCGGUACGACGAAUCGUCAGAUGUGUUAUGUAUAUUUUCCUAUUGGUUUUUGUGUGUGGAAGUUGUUCAGUAAGCAAAUUAAGCAUGUACUGGAUCUCCAAAUCUGUUAUAGUUACAUCUAAGUCACAACCUCAUCGCAAUAAGUUAUUUAUUCAAUUAAUAUGGUGUAUUACUGUUCCAAUGAUAUAUAAAUGGUGUUUAACUAUGUUUAAAGCUUUGUUUGCCACCUCUAAUAAACCUUCAAAAAAGGCCAUAUUUGUGUUAACUGUGGUAGAUGUAUUUCAAACAUGUGGACGCUGUGUGAUGAUUCUGCUAGUGAUGCCGUAUUUAUCACCCAUAGAAACAACAUUAUGUACAUUAUCAGUUGGUCUGUUACCAGCGAUCUUAAAUAUACAUAACGAAUUUACUGCACGGGCUAAACCAAAAUCAGAAGCUAUAGACCCAGUGUUAGAAAAAGAAUUAAAUAUUUCAACCCAUGUUCCUGGUAGAAGACGCUUUAUCUAUGUUAUUUUUGUAUCAUUUCUUGUAUUUUUGGUGCAAUUGGGCUCACCUUUCGCUGUAAUUUUUACGGGAACAUUUUCUCAAUUGCCAUCAAAGGGUGAUAACUCCCAAUUGCGAUUGGGAGCUUUAUUUUGUUUAGUAUGUUUUUGUGUUACUGUUACCUGGUGGGAGAACUUCGCCUUCGGAAAAUUAAAAUGCUGUAAUUUUGAUUUGAAUGAAGUACGGAAGAAUUUGCGCCGUGUGCGCACGACAGGUUAUAUUUACUCGGCACCGAUACAGAUAGUCCUUAGUGGUCUUUUUAUGCAUUUUUUAUUGGACAAUGAUAUGGAAGAUUCUUUCAACUACUAUUGGAAAUCAUUCAGUUCCAUGUUUUUCAUCAAGAAAAAAAUACUGGAACAUUUUAAAGAGUUCGGGCUGAUGUAUAUUCAAAUGAUAUCAACUAAUAUGUGUGUUUAUUGUUCUGGAAUAGCUUGUAGAUUACACAUGCAACAAUUAGGAUUUGCUUUACCAAUUGUGAUUGUACCUAUAGUGUUUACAGCUCUAGGUAGUCUGUGCUUCCCAGUUGAAUGGUAUACCAUUCCAAACAGUUGUUUAAAAUUUGCUGCACCUCAGGGACAAGCAGAUUGGAUAACGAUAGGUUUGACAAUUGGUGUGUAUCUAUCUUAUUUAUUCUUAACAAGACACAUAUGGCAACCAAAAGCUGAAAGAAUGGCUAAAAUAGAAAAGUUGUUUUCAUUCGGGCAUAGCGACCCAGUAUUCCCUGACGUUAGUUUGGCUUUAAAACGACGACAAGAUAAAGCCGAGAAUAUUGAAUAUAAGAAGAAAAAACAGACAUUUAAACAACCGAUGGUUUACAUUUGUGCAACUAUGUGGCAUGAAAUUCAACAAGAAAUGUUACAGUUAUUGAAAUCAUUGUUCAGGUUGGAUUUUGACAUCUGUAAACGAUACCUGGCUCAGAAAAAAUUUGAAACCAAUAUAGAAGAUUUGUACACAGCAGAAAUUCAUAUUAUAUUUGACGACGCCUUUGAAACAGAUGAAAAAACUAAACAGAGAAUGAUGAAUGGCUAUGUUCGACAGUUGAUUCAAGUAAUGCCUAUGGCAUGUUCAUCUGUAUCUAAAGGUAGUGUUGUAUUGAAACCUGUGAAGAAAAUCACCACUCCCUAUGGUGGACGGUUAGAGUGGAUCAUGCCAGGUGGUACCAAGAUGGAGGUCCAUCUCAAAGAUAAAAAUAAGAUUAGACACAAAAAGAGAUGGUCUCAGAUUAUGUACAUGUAUUAUCUCUUGGGACAUAAACUAUUGAAGAACUAUCAAACAUCAGAUGAUUUGCUUCGUGAAGCUAAAGGUAGAGCACCAUCGGCAUCUGGAGUACGUCCAUAUUCUUCUCUACUAAAUAAAUUACCAGCUACUGUGGUGGAAGAGGCUGCUAAUACUUUUAUAAUGGCACUGGAUGGGGAUGUUGAUUUUGGGCCAGAAUCUGUUCGAUUGUUGAUUGAUAGGAUGAAGAAAAAUCGAGAUGUUGCAGCUGUGUGCGGUAGAAUUCAUCCUAUUGGACAAGGCCCAAUGGUAUGGUACCAACAAUUUGAAUAUUCAGUUGGUCAUUGGUUACAGAAAGCUACUGAGAAUGUUCUAGGCUGUGUAUUAUGUUGUCCCGGAUGUUUCAGUUUAUUUCGUGGACUGUCACUGAUGGAUGAUAAUGUUAUGAGACUCUAUGCUAUAGAUGCCACAGAAGCAAAGCAUUUUAUACAAUAUGAACAGGGUGAGGAUAGGUGGUUAUGUACUCUUCUGUUACAACAAGGAUACAAGAUUGACUAUUGUGCUGGUUCGGAUGCAUUCACUUACGCUCCUGAAACUUUUCAUGAUUUUUACAUUCAGCGACGACGAUGGUCUCCUUCUACUAUGGCAAACGUUAUGGAUCUUCUAGGCUCCUGGAAAACUACCAUAAAAAUGAACAACAACAUCAGUACACCAUUCAUGUUUUAUCAGUUUAUCCUAAUGGCAUCGAGUAUUCUAGCUCCUGGAACAGUGUCCUUCAUGAUAGCCGGAUCCUAUACUGCAGUACUUAAUUUUAAUGCCUGGCAGUCUUAUUUGCUCUCUGUAUUACCAAUACUAGCCUUUAUUCUUCUAUGUUUGAAAGCAAAGACAGAAACACAAGUGGCAGUAGCAGCCGUUCUAUCUUCUGUUUAUGCUAUUGUGAUGGUUAUUGUAUCUGUUGGUACAGUGAUAAAUAUCGUUCAGGAAGACUUUUACACACCUAAUGUUCUUUUUCUUGUGGGACUGUCAGCAAUAUUUGUGAUAACUGCCUUGAUUCACCCUAAAGAACUUAUGUGUUUAAUCCAUGGUAUCUUGUACUAUUUAACCGUACCUUCAACUUUCGUAUUCCUUACAGUAUUUUUCUUGUGCAAUCUGAAUAUUGUAUCAUGGGGUACCCGGGAAGCGCCUAAGAAAACUGAUGAUGAUGAUGAAUUGGGGAUGCCAGUACAAAAGCCACCAGAAAAAAGUAAAUUUCGAAAAUUCAUUGAUUCAAUCGGUAUCCCGUCCAUAUUUGAUGAACUUAGUAAUUUCAUUCGACAAACUCUAGGAAAAGAGGCCGAGCCUAAAAGCUCGAGCAGUACACCAAAUCAGAUGGAAUCUGGAUUGACAACUACUGUCCCGUCCGGACAAUGUACCCCAGCGGUGAAAAAGAAAGUUCCUCGAAAACCGAAAGUGAAAUGGGUUGAACUUCCUGAUUCUUGGAAAUCUGCCGAAUGUAUCAAAGAUGGAAUUGAAGGAGAAUUGUCAGAGAAUGAAACCAUCUUUUGGCAGAAACUUCUCACUAAGUUCUUGUUGCCUAUCAAAGAAAACAAAGAGAGACAAGAACAAAUAGCUAGUGAUCUUAAAUCAAUCCGGAAUAAUGUGGUGUUUGCUUACUUUCUGGUAAAUCUUAUGUUCACAUUAGUUAUUCUUCAGUUAGAUUUAAAAGAAGAUCUGCUACGAGACCAAUUCUUCAUUGUUGGAAAAUACGAACCAGUUUCUGUGUUGUUUCUUGGCGUAUUCGCUGCUCUGAUUUUGACUCAAUUUAUAGCUAUGUUAAUACAUCGGUGGGGAACUUUCCUAUUGCUAAUUUCUAACACUACAAUUGACUGGUGCAGUAGUUACAACACGAAUGAUACCGCUACUGCCCUAAAAGAAAUUGAAGAAAUGCAGAAAGGUGAACAGGAAGUUAUAUUUAGAGAUGAUUCUGAAAGUGAUUCAGAAUAUCCAGCAUUAGAUAUCGACUAUUCAGACAAUGAAGAUGAUGAAAGUGAACAAACUGACGAACCAAUCAGUCAGUAUGAGAAAAUUGUAACAAAGGAACACAAACGUCGAAGAAAGAGUAUGGUAGCUGGAAUGGAAGAUUUUCAGCCAAGUGCUUGGGUAGCAACCUCCCAAAGAAACAACAGGAGUAUUGCCGUUAGAAAUCUAUACAGGAGAACAUCCAUCAGUCCUUUAAGUCAACAAUUCGGCGAAUCUGAACAUAAUUAUACACGUGGACGUUACAACCGCAAAUCAACCGUUCACAGACAAUUUAACCCCCCAUCAACGUCCAAUUACACACGAAGAUACACCCCAAAAAGUUCCUCGGUUUUCCACAACGCUUCCUACAAACCAGAUUUUCCUGAAACUAUACCAGAAUGUGAUUAUGAUUGAUAUGAGAAUUGACAAGAGAAUGUAAUAUUCUCUCACGACAGUAGUUAUAAAAUAUAAUGACCUGAACGAAUUGUCAAACCUGGUUGACAAAGGAUAAAUAUGACCUGCAGCACAAUGAUUAAGUAGAGGAACUCAAGUUAGUUCCUUAGACAUGGAACUCAACAGGUAAAAGCUACAGCAAGUCGCUUUUCUAAAAUGCGAAAAAACACUGAAAGAGGGUGCUGGGACAGAGUGGUAUAGAUUUUCUCAAAGAAUCAUGUGCACCAGCAUCGGGUACCUGAUUUGUAUUUUUCCUGAAGACAAUAUGCUUGUUACUAAUCAUUAUAUAUAUUUAUAGUAUUAUGUUUAUUUAUUUCUGUGAUAUUUGUAUAUUUUAAGUGCCAUAAUUUAUUAUGAUGUUAAUACAUUUCCGAUAACAGAUAUUUUUAUAUUAUAUGAAUUAUUAAUAUUAAGCUUGAAUAAAGUUUUAUGGGGUUUG
This is a messenger RNA of Lottia gigantea (owl limpet), 7171 nucleotides long. RefSeq lists its product as hypothetical. The record is from RefSeq and is a predicted model, not a curated record. Lineage: Eukaryota; Metazoa; Mollusca; Gastropoda; Lottiidae. The transcript is spliced from 28 exons. Bases 1 to 6693 code for a protein of 2230 amino acids. Gene Ontology annotation, cellular component: cell septum; cell periphery; myosin complex. Gene Ontology annotation, molecular function: cytoskeletal motor activity; ATP binding; chitin synthase activity.